UUCCUUGUUGCCGUCCUCGUGUGUGAGAAGACGAAGAAACCCCACGACGAUGAUUGCUGGUGGUCUUGUGCGCGGUGUGCGGGCUGCUGCGAGCCGUGUGGCCGUGAGAGCGGCUGUUGCUGGCCGUCGCGGUGGUGUGCGUAUGGCAUCCACCUCUGGCGGGCACAGCGCACACUCCUCUCACGCCUCUCAUGGCGGCAAGGCCGUCGCCACCGUCAUUGGCGCCGGUGCCGCCGCGUACUUCCUGUCGGACAUGCUGUUCCCAAGCCCCCCAACAGCACCGCUGAGCCAGAAGGACAUUGAGCAGCACCAGCAGAAGGCGUCGGAGAAAGCCCCUGAGCCAGAGCAGAAGGAGGAGGAGACCGCAACCCCUGCGUCCACGGAGUCCAACGACGAAGCCGCCAAGGAAGAGCCCGAGCAGCAGCAGGAGCAGGAGUCUGAGACAACACCCGCUGCAGCCGAGGAUGCAUCCAAGGACGAGGCAGCCGCUCCCGAGGCCGCAAACCUUCCGCUUGCAGCCACGUACGUGAUCAUUGGUGGCGGUCCCACCGCCUUCUUUGCCGUUCGCGGCAUCAUGGACCGGGACAAGAACGCAAAGAUCAUCAUUGUUUCUGCGGAGGAGGACAUCCCAUAUGCGCGCACACCACUUUCCAAGGAGCUCUGGUUCAAGGACCAGACAGACGAGAACGACUUCUCCUUCACGGACUGGGGCGGCCGCACGCGCGACAUCUUCUUCCGCAAGCCGAACUUCUACCAGACGACAGAUGAGCUGAUGGCCUCCGAUGACGCCGGCGUCGCGUUCAUCCCAAAGACAAAGGUGCUGACGAUUGACCACUACGACAAGAUCCUGGAGCUGGAUGACGGGCGCGCCAUCCUCUACAACAAGUGCCUCAUCGCCACAGGCGGGCGCCCGAAGCGACUGCGGCAGUUUGAGAACAAGGGCGACCUCUCGGAUCGCGUCAUCUACUUCCGCACCGUUGAGGACUACAAGCGCCUUCGUGCUCUGAGCGACAGCGGCAAGGACGUGGCCGUCAUUGGUGGCGGUUUCCUCGGCAGCGAGCUGGCUGUUGCCCUCGCCACAAACGGCAAGAAGCACUCUGGCGCUGUCACGCAGGUCUUCCCGGAGAGCGGCAACAUGGCGCAGGUGCUGCCGGAGUACUUGUGCAAGUGGACGACGAAGAAGGUCCGCUCGACCGGUGUGAAUGUUGUCACAGAUCGCAAAGUCGUCGACGCCUCCUUCAACGCUGAGGAGAAGAAAGUGACGCUGAACCUCGACAACGGCGAUGACGUCAAGGCCGACUACGUGCUCGUUGCCGUUGGGAUUGAGCCGAACACGGAGCUUGCGCGUCGGAGUGGUCUUGAGAUUGAUCCCGUCAAGGGCGGCAUCCUCGUCAACUCGGAGCUCGAGGCCAGGCGCGACAUCUGGGUGGCCGGCGACGUUGCGAGCUUUUACGACAUGUCGCUUGGCCGUCGUCGCGAGGAGCACCACGACCACGCAGCCGUCAGCGGGCGCCUUGCUGGAGAGAACAUGGCUGGCGCGCGCAAGCCGUACUUCCACCAGAGCAUGUUCUGGAGCGACCUUGGCCCCGAGGUCGGAUAUGAGGCCAUCGGUAUCGUCGACUCGUCCCUCCGCACCGUCGGUGUCUGGGCAGCCGCUUCGGAGAAGGACACGCCAAAGGCUGCGACGGAGGCCGGCAACAUCCGGGCCGGUGUUGACGAGUCCAACCCUGCGUCGUCGUCGAGCGGCGAGGGUGUGGACGACAGCAGCAGCAGCGCAGCGCCCACCGCACCCAGCAAGGAAUAUGGCAAGGGUGUUGUGUUCUACCUGCGUGACAAGCAAGUCGUCGGUGUGCUUCUCUGGAAUGUCUUCAACAAGAUUCCCGUGGCCCGAAGGUUGAUUCGGGAGAGCAAGGAGUACGAUGACGUGUCGGAGCUGACGAAGGUCUUCCGUCUCCACGAAAAGAGCGAGUGAUCCGCAGCCAACACCACUCCAGCCGAUGCCAGUCACACGUCGUGUUGCUCAACCUUCGACCCCUCAAUGCCAUGCACCCCCGUGCAAUUCUAACCACCACCGCCACCAAGCAACUGCUUGUUUGGGGCGUGUGGCUGUUGUUGUGGUUGGUUCCACCCCUGUUUGUUCGUUGUGUGGCCGUUUCGCUGCGUUGAAUACAAUCAUGAGCGUUAUCGUCAUCACUGGCGCCUUCACCCGCAA
This is a messenger RNA of Salpingoeca rosetta, 2212 nucleotides long. Its product is annotated as apoptosis-inducing factor short isoform 1. The record is from RefSeq and is a predicted model, not a curated record. NCBI's taxonomy places the organism in Eukaryota, Choanoflagellata, Craspedida, Salpingoecidae. Gene Ontology annotation, molecular function: NAD(P)H oxidase H2O2-forming activity; FAD binding; protein dimerization activity. Bases 50 to 1972 code for a protein of 640 amino acids. The transcript has 18 exons. Gene Ontology annotation, cellular component: cytoplasm; mitochondrion. Gene Ontology annotation, biological process: mitochondrial respiratory chain complex assembly; apoptotic process.